Messenger RNA from Orbicella faveolata, 452 nucleotides. RefSeq lists its product as uncharacterized. Gene Ontology annotation, molecular function: protein binding; G protein-coupled receptor activity. The record is from RefSeq and is a predicted model, not a curated record. Gene Ontology annotation, biological process: cell surface receptor signaling pathway; G protein-coupled receptor signaling pathway. Gene Ontology annotation, cellular component: plasma membrane. NCBI's taxonomy places the organism in Eukaryota, Metazoa, Cnidaria, Anthozoa, Scleractinia, Merulinidae.
GUUCGGCUGUGACAGUCUGUCAGUUCUUUUUUCACACUGCACUGUUCACAUGGAUGCUUGUGGAAGGAAUAAACCUGUACAUCAAGUUGGUUAAAGUCUUCUCAGUAAAAAGGCAGUACGUUGCAUACUUGGCAAUAGGAUGGGGAGCUCCGGCUGUCAUAGUUGGAUUAAUAUCAGCUAUAAGACCAAGUACCUUUGAUAUGGGAAAGGCUCAGUAUGAGGACAUCAGGUGUGGCUCAUUAAACUUUACCGCUGAGAUACAGCGAACCAGAUGCUGGAUAAAUGGAAGUCUGUGGAUUUAUAAAGGACCCGUCUUAGUCAUACUUGUGGCAAAUAUGGUAUUGUUUGCGAUACUUCUUCGUGUAAUCUUUGGGAAAAUAGCUACCAAGAACAGCAAUGACCACGUGGAAAUCANUGAAAUGCUGGAUAAAUGGAAGUCUCUGGAUUUAUAA